Molecule: messenger RNA, 2991 nt
Organism: Pocillopora damicornis (cauliflower coral)
Lineage: Eukaryota; Metazoa; Cnidaria; Anthozoa; Scleractinia; Pocilloporidae
Product: drebrin-like protein B
Biological process (GO): postsynaptic actin cytoskeleton organization; positive regulation of axon extension; neuron projection morphogenesis
Cellular component (GO): postsynaptic density; site of polarized growth; actin filament
Molecular function (GO): actin filament binding
Source: RefSeq, a predicted model, not a curated record
ACGCAAAAUGGCGAUCAAUCUAAAGAAGAACGGUGACUCUCUACGAAAAACAUGGCAACAGGUCUUCGACGAUAGCUCGGACGUCAACUGGGCCGUGUUUGGGUAUGAUGGCAAGACAAACGAUCUGAAAGUGGUAGAAACAGGAGAUGGUGAUCUGGAUGAAUUGGUGGAUGAACUUAAUGAAGGAAAAAUGCUGUAUGCUGCUAUUAAAGUCAUGGAUCCGAAUACAAACCUCCCAAAAAUUGUCUUCAUAAACUGGCAAGGUGAAGGAGUUCCUUCUUCAAGGAAAGGUGUCUGUGCUAAUCAUGUCAGAGAUGUGGAAAAGUUCUUUAAGGGGGCUCAUGUAACCAUCACUGCAAGAUCCACAGAUGAUGUAGAAGAAAGCAUUGUACUUGACAAAGUUAAGAAAGCUUCAGGUGCAAAUUACAGUUUUCAUAAAGAAAAAGCACGGCCAGCAGAACCUGUUGCCCCUGUGGGAUCUGUUUAUCAAAGGGUACAAGUUCAGCAAGAGAUUAAUGUUCAGAAGAGGGAUCAAUUUUGGACAAAAUCAGAGGAAGAUGAGAAGAAAAGAAAGGAAGAGGAGAGAAAGCAAACCAUAGCACAGAAGAAUGAGGCAGAGAGGAAAAGGAAAGAACGAGAGGCUAAAGAGGCAGAGGAAAGAGACAAGCAGUACAGAGAGAGAUCAAGAAGUAUUGAGGAACAAAAGAGGAAGCAACGGGAAGAUGAUGAACGGAAAAAAGAGGAAGAAAGAAGGAGAUGGGAGCAACAACAAGUAACAGAUGAGAGGGAAAUGCAGCAGGAGAGAGAGAGAGCAAAUUCAUUACGGCAAGCAAGGAUGAAGGAAGCAGAGCAACUGAUUCGCCAAGGUCAGGAUGAAAAACCAAAGUUCCAAGAAAGGACUGCACCUGCACCUCUUCCAGUCAGAUCCAGACCACCAGCAAGAAGGCCACCUCCUCAAGUACGGCCACAUCAUCCUGAGCCUGAACCAGAAGCAGAGCCUGAGCCUGAGCCUGAGCCUGAACCUGUAUUAUAUGGUAAUACAGAGCCUGAGCCAGAACCGGAACCAGAACCAGUUCCAGAACCUGAGCCAGAACCUGAACCCGAACCGGAACCAGAACCGGAACAAGAACCUACAGACCUUUAUGAUAAUUUUGAUGACGCUUAUGACACCGUCGAACAACAACUGAAGGAUGAUACACCAGUGCAAAGUGAGGAUCUCUAUGAUAAUAUGGGCAUGGAUACAGCACCCACAGCUCAGUCUCAAGCCCCAAGUGGUGGCCAGGGAAAAACAGCAAGAGCUUUGUAUGAUUAUCAAGCAGAAAAUGAUGAGGAAAUUACCUUCGACCCUGGCGAUAUAAUCACUGAAAUAGAUACCUUUGAUGAGGGCUGGUGGAAGGGACGGAGCCCUGACGGCAGGUUUGGCAUGUUCCCUGCUAACUACGUGGAGCUUAUUGAAGACUCAAGUGAAGUAUCUCAACAACCAGAACCACCUGCUGCUGAGGAGGACAGAGGUCUGCAGGCAAGAGCUGUUUAUGACUACCAAGCAAGUGAUGAAACAGAGAUUUCAUUUGAUCCUGAUGAUAUUAUCACAAAUAUUGAACAAAUUGAUGAUGGAUGGUGGAGAGGUGUUGCUCCCAAUGGCUCUGUUGGAUUAUUUCCAGCGAACUAUGUGGAAAUUAUCUCUUGAAAGAAAUGACUCCUUCCUGAUCCUUUUCUACAAGAUUUUGGUUUAAUGAAAUAAUUGAUUGCUAGCCUUUUGAAAGAUUGGAAGACCAUACUGCAUGAUGUUGACCCUUUAACUCUCAGAAGUGAUUAACAUGUAAUUUCUCCCUUUAAUCCACAUUAUCCUGCAAACUGGUAAUGAGAAUAUUCAAAGUUAUCAAGUUGUUCUUUUGAUCUAACAUCAAAUUCUCAUAACCAAUUUACAAGGAAAUGUGUCGCAGCUAGAGGGUAGAAUUAAUAUGCAGAUCUUGGGAGUUACAAGGUCUAAUUAAUUUCUAGCCAUAUUUCUCUGUCCACUUUUUGAUGGAACUGUAAGUACUAAAUCAGCCAUUAGCAUAAUUAUCUUUUAUAAGAAUGAAGGCAAAAAUUAAGAAUGCACUGUUAUUGGUACAAUUUUGUAUGUUUUUGUACUAUCUUUUUUGGUAUCUCUGUUUCUUACACCAUAGAAUUGAAAUGGGUGAGGUAUGUAAUAAUGGUGCACCUCUACGCAAAAAGGAAAAAAUAGAAGGAAAAAAAAAAGAAUUGCAUUACUAUCGUGAUGCAUAGAAAUCUUUUUAACCAUUUGUUUUCAGCAAGAUUAGAGGUAAAUUAUUACUGCUUUUCAUGGUAGUGAUUGUUAGCUGGAGAAAGGUACAUGUGACAACCUGUAUAGUUCUCUAGAAAUAAGAAUCACCCAUAUUGUUAUCAGGAACAGUGAUGUUCUGUCAUUGGUAGAAGGCCAUGGCCAUUUUCAUACAGCAAUAGGCUUCCUAUCACUUAUAAUGGAUGGAGCACCCACAUCACACCAUACACCAAAUGCUACUGGUUAAGUAAAACUUGAGAGUAAGAUGCUAGUAGCAGUGGGAUUGUGGAUUUAUACUCUUCCUAAAUGAACAGAAACACAUAAUGUUGUUUCAUAAAAUGGCCAGAGAUUGGAGUAUAGAAGUAAUCUAGCCACAUCACAUGUCAUAUAUUAGUUUUUGAUUUUAGUUAAGAAAAAUACAGCUUACUUAAGUCAUGUUCAAUAUUAGCACUUAUGAAAAUGUUUGCGUUUGAGUCUAUUGCCUUAAUCUUGUCAACUCUUGUACUGCUGCAUAUAAAUUAUUAAAUAAAUUAAUACUAGGAAGCAAGUGAAAUUGUAGUUAACUAAGUGAAGUAAGAAUGAUAAGAAUCACACAGUGCAAGGUAAUAAUGAAUUAAAUUUUAAGCUUUAUUUUUCUGUUGACAGUCAAGAUGGCACAGUUUGGAGAUUUGUAUUUUAACAGUUAAAUGAAAUUUUAUUUCAUGAGA